This is a messenger RNA of Hydra vulgaris (swiftwater hydra), 4237 nucleotides long. NCBI's taxonomy places the organism in Eukaryota, Metazoa, Cnidaria, Hydrozoa, Anthoathecata, Hydridae. The record is from RefSeq and is a predicted model, not a curated record.
CGUUGUUGUUUUGACGUGGUAAAGAUGGUAUUGCUUGCUACGCUUUAAAUUUUGUCACCAAAGAUAAAUCUGUGAGUUAUAAAUGAAAGACCACACAAAAUUAUAAAAGCGUUAAAAAUAUAUAAAUACAUGUUGCAAUUAAUUUUUAGUAUAUUUGAUUAGUGCUUUUUUAUAAAGAAAAAAUGAACCGACCUCCACAACUAUAUCAACCAUAUAAUCCGAAUCCGUCUCAACAACAAAAUUAUCAGACUCCACUGCUACAGCAACAAACAAAUCAAAUGUCCAAUAAGAUGACUCCCCCUCAAAAUUUGUCUCCUAUCCCAAAUUAUCAGAAUACUGGAACUCUAAAUAGUCUUUCAUCACAGAAUGGUGGUAUUGUGCAUUCCCAAGAACCAUUUUUGGCAAAUAAUGUUGCAAAACAGAUGAAAGAAAUGCAAUUAAAUCCUCAACAACCACAUGGAGCAUUUACUCAAUACAGACCUCCAGGUCAAAAUUUAGCUAGUGGACCGUCACCUAAUAUAACACCACCAAGACCUUUAAUGACCCAGCAACCUCCUAUUCCACCACCACCAACUCAUAGUUUACCACAGUCUGUUGCGGCCCCAGUUUUGGGUAUGCCUCAACAAAAGUUUAAUGAGUCAUUGUCAACAACUGAAACUUUAAAUGUUAAAUCUUAUGCUUCUGGAAAUCAAAUACAUGCAAAUAUGCCUAUCAAUCAAUCAAGUCAAGCAUUUAUUACAACGACAACAACAAUGACAAAUAUUACAAAUGGCCCUACUAUGAUUGCUCCACCUAUUGGUCAACCUCCACAGCCAGUGCAUAGUAAUUCAAUUGGUUUUCCACCUUCAGUAUCACAGCCGAUGAACUUUUCAAAAAAUGUUGGACCACCAAUGACUGGACAACAUAUUUCAGGUAAUAUUCCAUCAACAAGUUUGCCACCUCCUAUGGGACAUCAGCCAACAAUACCAUAUGGGACUGGUCAGAAAAUGCCUUCUACCAUGGGUCAACAGAUAGGUAUGCCACCUACCAUCAACCAAAGACCUGUUCAAAAUGUAGGUAUGCCGCCUUUACCUGGUCAACAAAGGGGCAUAGCACCUAUGACAGGUCAGCCAAUGGGUAUUCCACCUUUUACUGGCCAACAAACAGGUAUGCAACCUUUAUCUGGUCAAACAAUGGGUAUGUCGCCAAUUCCAAAUCAACAAAUGGGUAUGCCACCUAUGGUAGGCCAACAUAUGCCUAUGCCACAGAGUGUUGGUCAGCCACAUGGAAAUCGUCAACCCUCUGGAAUCAAUUCCCCAAUGUCUGCACCUGUUGGCGCAUCUCAGCAACCAAAAAAAAUAGAUCCUAAUCAAAUGCCUAACCCUAUUCAAGUAAUGAAAGAUGAUCAAGCUGCCUUUAAUGAAGAAGUAUUUUUAACUAGUACACGUGGUAAAGUUCCGCCAUUAGUGAGCACAAAAUGCAGGAUUCAAGAUGAUGGUAACUGCAGUCCUCGCUAUAUGCGAUCAUCUAUUUAUUCUAUGCCAUGCAAUCAAGAUAUGGUGAAAACAAGUGGUAUACCUAUAGCUAUUGUAACAACCCCUUUAGCAAAAAUACCUGAUGAUGAGAAUCAAAUUCGUUAUGUGCUGCAUGGAGCUGGAGGUCCUGUCAGAUGCAACAGAUGCAAGGCUUAUAUGAAUCCAUUUAUGCAGUUUAUUGAUGGUGGAAGAAGAUUUAUAUGUAACAUAUGCAAUCAUUCUUCUGAAGUUCCUCAAGACUAUUUUUGCCAUCUGGAUCAUCAAGGUCGUCGUGUAGAUAUGUUUGAACGACCUGAACUGUGCUUUGGUUCAUAUGAGUUUAUUGCUACUGUUGAUUACUGCAAGAGUGGUAAACUACCUAGCCCACCAGCCUUUAUUUUCAUGAUAGAUGUUUCAUAUCAAAGCAUUCAGCAAGGAAUGGUAAAGAUUUUAUCAGAAGAGCUUCGCAGUCGUUUAGAAAAUCUUCCAAAAGAUGUUGGAAUGGAAGAAAGUGUUAUAAAAGUGGGAUUUAUGACAUACAGUACUCAGUUGCAUUUUUAUAAUGUUAAAGGUAACCUUCCUCAACCUCAAAUGAUGGUAGUAACUGAUGUUGAAGAUGCAUUUGUUCCUCUUCAAGAUGGAUUCCUUGUUAACUACAAUGAAGCAAAAGAUGUAAUAAAUAGCUUUUUAGAUAUGCUUCCGGAAAUGUUUCGAGAAGCAAGAGAGACAGAAGUCAUUUUAGGUCCUGUUAUAAAAUGUGGUGUUGAAGCCUUAAAAAGUGCUGGUAUAUCAGGGAAAUUGUACAUUUUUCAUUCAUCUUUACCAAUUGCUGAAGCUCCUGGAAAACUUAAAAACCGAGAAGACAGAAAAUUAUUAGCUACUGAUAAAGAAAAGACAAUUCUAAUGCCUCAAGGAAAUUUUUAUAUGAAUCUAGUCAAAGAUUGUAUUGAUGCAGGUGUUAGUAUUGACCUUUUUCUUUUUCCUAACUCUUAUGUUGAUGUUGCUACUAUUGGUUUAAUGGUUACACAAACUGGUGGACAAGUAUACAGAUACUCAUUUUUCAAGGAAGUUACACAUGGUAAACAGUUUUCUUCUGAUCUCAAAAAGAACUUUGAGAGAACUGUUGGGUUUGAUGCUGUAAUGAGGCUUCGUUGCAGCACAGGAUUGCGACCAGUUGAGUUUUUUGGCAGCUUUGUUAUGAAUAAUACAACUGAUGUUGAACUGGCCUCUAUUGACUCUGAGAAGGCUAUUGCCAUUGAAAUAAAACAUGAUGAUAAAAUUCCUGAAGAUGGCGUUGCAUACAUUCAAAACGCAUUGCUUUAUACAUCAGUUUCUGGUCAAAGACGUUUGCGCAUACAUAAUAUGGCAUUUUCUACAUGCUCACAGCUACCAGAUCUUUACAGAUGUUGUGAAUUGGAUACUAUUGUGAACUAUCUUUCAAAGUUUGCUUUGAGGCAGGUGCUAACAUCUACUCCUCAAGCUAUUAAAGAAAGUUUAGUGCAAAAAUGCGUGCAAAUAUUAGCAUGUUAUCGUCAACAUUGUGCCACACCAUCAACAUCUGGACAGCUGAUUUUGCCAGAAUGCAUGAAGCUACUGCCACUAUAUGUCAAUUGUCUUAUAAAGAGCGAUGUGCUGGCAGGAGGUUCUGAAAUGAGUUCUGAUGAUAGAGCUUUCUUAAUGCAAGCAUGUCUUUCAAUGGGACCUGCUAGUUCAGCUUCAUAUUUUUACCCAAGAGUUUUUGCUCUGCAUUCACUUGAUCUUGACCAUGAUGAUGAUAUUAUACCAGAGCAAAUUAGAUGUUUAGGAGAGAAAUUCCAAGAAAAUGGUGUUUAUCUUUUAGAAAAUACAAUUUCAAUGUUUAUAUGGAUUGGAUUGCAAGUCAAUCCCCAGGUGCUUCAAGAUAUAUUUAAUGUGAAAUCUAUUGGUCAACUGGAUGUUGAUAUGACUCAAUUACCUGAGUUGGAUACACCACUUUCAAAAAGAGUUCGUCAAAUUGUUGAGGCAAUACAAUCUGAACGACAGAGGUUUUUAAAACUAACUGUCGUUCGUCAACGGGACAAACUAGAGCCUUGGUUUAAACAUUAUAUUGUGGAAGAUACCGGUUUUAACACGAGCCAUUUAAGCUAUGUUGACUUCUUGUGUCAUGUUCAUAAAGAAAUCCGGAAUAUUCUUAGCUAGAAUGGUUAUUUAAAUGUCAAAAAAUAUAUAAUGAAAUGAAGUAACGCAAAAGAAAGUUUUUAGUAAAUACAGAUAUCGUUACAUCAACUAAAUAACAAGUAUAUAUCGUUACAUCAACUAUAUAACACGCAUGUUGAUUGUUAAAUUAAAAUUGCUUUUCGAAUUCUUAUUUACUUUUUUUAAAAUCAAUUAUUUUGAUAAUUACAUAAUAUAGAACACCGUGAUCAAAAACCAUUGACUGAUUUUAGUUUAUCAGUUAUACGACGUUUUUAUAACCCAUAAUUUAUUUUGCAUGAUUUCAACAACUUUUUCAAUUGUGUAAUUUCCUUUUGACAACCCUUCUUUUUAAGAAUCUGUAGCAUUUUUUUGGGUAGUAACUUCUUUAUGUUUAAUCCUUGUUAGUUUUUUUUUUUUUUUUUUUCUCUUGUUUCCUUAAUUUAUUUUGUUUCCUUUUUUAAAAAGUAGUUAUUCUUCGGUAAAUGUUAUAGUUAGAAUUUUUAUAUUUAUUUUGCUAUAAUGUUGUCGUAUAAUUUACGAGUUGAAAAACUUUUUUGAUAGUUUUUUAA